AUGUAACAAGACCAUUAAUAUGAAAAUACAUACUACUAACCAAAAGCACUCAAUAUGCAUCUCAGAUUAACUAGUAAACCCUUUCUCUUACCCCAAACAGAAGCCAGCACUCACCGCUUUUCCUAAAUAGACUACAUUACAGAACCCACUUCGAGCAUGGUAGAUCCUCAAGGACCUUAAACUGAUAGAACGCAGAUCAGGAACAAUAGAUAGAUUGUUAAACAAAUCAAACCUGCUAGAAUCGAACCUGAAUCCAAUAUUCUAAAUGAAGAGAAGAACAAACUAUAAACUAAGUUCAAUUUACUAGACUCCUUCACCAUUAGGCAUUCCUAACACCAAUUACAAAUUAAAAAUGAAAUCAAACAAGAUGUUUUAUAGAGGAAGUUUAGUGAGCAAAAAAUAGGAUUUAAAGUUUAGUAAUUGGAUGAAGAACAAGAGUCCCAUUUAAUCCUUAGAAGAAAUCAGUUCUUUUACACCUCUUUAAGAAUAAAAGAUCGCUAUUCCCCAUUGACUCUUCAAAUAAGAAUUAAACAGGGUGAUCAAAAUACAAGAUUGAGAAUAUUUGCAUCACCCAAAUUCAUCUAGCCAAAUCGCUUUAAUGCUUCGGUUGAAGUUAGCGGAAGGUAAUUAAAAUAUACCUCCAACUCUGAACUCUUUUAGGAAGAAACUCUAUAUGUGGCAAUCUUGGCACUAAACGAACUAUCUAUUGGUAUUAACAUUGAAUUUGGAAGACCAACUACUAAAAGAGUUGUGUAGAGAGAAAGAAAAGAGAAAUCUGUUCAUGAAUUUCCUCCUGAUUUAGAACUUCAAAUAGAAGAAAUUAUGAUGAGGAGAAGACUUCGUUAUGCGAAUUAAUAGAAUUAUGUAGAGCUGAAUAAAUGUUCCUAAAUGUCUCGUAGAACUCUAGAAAAACCUUAAACUCCCAAACAUUUGGAAAUCAAGCAAAAAAUUAGAACACUUAAAGUUGAGCAAAACUUAAAAAGAAUGGCUUAAUUGUAAGUUCAUGACAUAGCCUAAUAAAUCCAUAGAAAAUAACUAGAACUGUAAAGAGAAAUAAAACAUAGAGAAUAUGUCUAAAAGUCUUGGUUUAAGAUUGUUUGUUUAAUCAAUAUUUUAGCUCCUGGCAUAAAUGAAUUUAUAGAACAUCAAAGAUAAUUGGUGGCUAAAAACAUGAAAAAAUAGAUCUCUUUAAUCUAAUUAUUAAAUAAAAUUAAAAAAAAAGUAGAAAAAUUCGGGCCAAAUUGCAAAUUAAGGACAAUUUUGCAAGGAAAAUAUUGUUUACAAUUGGUUGCGAAUAAUUCAAGGAUGAAGGCUAAGAAAAGAGCUCAAACGAUAAUUACACAAAUGUUGUAAAACAACAUUACUUGCUUUAUUACUGAGAGCAAAGGCACUCAUGUUGUCAAUUUAAUAAAGAAAUGCGUGAAUCGAUUAGUGAAGCACAAAAUCAGUAGAAUUGAGUUUAUGAGCAAUCUCAAAUUAUACCUGAGUGUCUAGUAUAAGCAGUUGUAUCAAAUAGCCCUUAGGUACAGUAAAUAAAGUGAUUCAGCUAAGAAUAAAAGAGAUCCUAUACAUUUUCUCUUAUAUGAUGCUUCCUUUCUGCAUUAAAUGACUAAGAAAUUGUUAAGUCAUGUGUUUGAAAAGUGGAAUAAGAACUUCAUUACUUUUAGAAAUGCUACAAAAGAAGAAAGAGAAAAAUAAGGCAAAAAAGGAAUAGCCCUAUUUUGGCAGCCUCCAAAACUUUUCGAAUUACCUCAGGAUAUAGUAGUUAGACUUUUCUUGUUUGAAGAGCUUGAAAAGAGAGGACUAAUAACUGGAGAAUAUAAAGAAUGA
This is a messenger RNA of Paramecium tetraurelia, 1830 nucleotides long. RefSeq lists its product as uncharacterized. The record is from RefSeq and is a predicted model, not a curated record. NCBI's taxonomy places the organism in Eukaryota, Ciliophora, Oligohymenophorea, Peniculida, Parameciidae. The transcript is spliced from 4 exons.